Molecule: messenger RNA, 2806 nt
Organism: Pieris napi
Lineage: Eukaryota; Metazoa; Arthropoda; Insecta; Lepidoptera; Pieridae
Gene: Hrb27C
Product: heterogeneous nuclear ribonucleoprotein 27C
Exons: 10
Coding region: 104-1510 (468 amino acids)
Molecular function (GO): RNA binding
Source: RefSeq, a predicted model, not a curated record
UAAGCGGAUGUGGUUGGUCCGCCAUAUCAUUCGUGUGGGUCUGUGCUUGUGUGGUUUGGGUGUCUUACCGGUGCCAACCAUUAUUUUUAAUUAGUAAUAAGUUAUGCGUAUGAAUCCAGACAUGGACGAUGAUGAGAAGGGAAAACUGUUUGUUGGUGGGCUAUCAUGGGAGACAUCGCAGGAGAAUCUCCAGCGCUACUUUUCACGUUAUGGUGACGUGAUUGACUGUGUGGUGAUGAAGAAUAGUGAGUCUGGCCGCUCCAGAGGCUUCGGUUUUGUGACCUUUGCUGAGCCCUCACUUGUUAAUAUUGUCUUGCAAAAUGGCCCUCAUCAGCUUGAUGGCAGGACAAUCGACCCGAAGCCAUGCAAUCCACGCACGCUUCAGAAGCCCAAACGUGGGGGUGGCUAUCCCAAGGUAUUCCUUGGGGGUCUGCCUUCGAACAUUACUGAGACCGAUUUGAGAGUUUUCUUCGGAAGAUACGGAAAGGUCAUGGAAGUCGUAAUCAUGUACGAUCAGGAAAAGAAGAAGUCCAGAGGUUUUGGUUUCCUGUCAUUUGAAGAUGAGAUGUCCGUAGAACGUGUGACUCAGGAACAUUUCAUCAACCUUAAUGGAAAGCAGGUGGAAAUUAAGCGCGCUGAGCCCCGUGAUGGGUCUGGAAAAUUGGGUAGUGGCGGUAGCGGCAUGGGUGGCGGUGGUAUGGGUGGAGCCCCCGGGGACGCGCCCGCUGCAGGCCAAUGGGGACCGCCUCAAGCCCCAAUGAAUAUGAUCCAGGGCCACAAUGGACAGAUGGGUGGUCCACCCAUCAACAUGCCUAUGGCUGGACCGAACAUAAUGCAAGGAUACCAAGGCUGGGGGACAUCGGGGCAGACUUCGUACGCGUCGUACGGCGCAGCCGGUGGAGGUGCGGGCCCCGGCAACUACCAGGGCUGGGGUGCUCCGCCCGGGCCCCAGGCUCCGCCGCACGCGCCCGCCUGGCCUGCCACUAACAACUACACGCAGCACGCGCAGCCGCCGGCUCAGGGCUACGGCAGUUACGCGAACUACAGCUCGGCGCCGGCGGGCGCGUCCGCGGGCGGCAGCUGGACCAACUGGAACAUGCCGCAGAACUCCAACUCGACCGGCUCCGGAUCGUACGUGCCGCUGUCCGAGGGCGGCGAGAUGUACGGACGCGGCGGAGGCGCCGGAGCCGGAGGGGCCGCGCCCGCCUUGGCCGGAGCGCUCUCUUCUGCGGCUCUCAGCAAGUCAUCGUCGGCCGACUACAGCACUUACCAACAGUACCCGCCGGCUUAUCAGCAGGACCAGGGCUCGUCGUACGGCGGCGCUUCUCGGGCCUACAGCGCGGGCGGCGAGUACCACUCGGGCGCCGCGCAGCCGCCAGGUUUAUGUAUAGGUGAUGAUUAUGAAUACACUGGCGGCUCCGGAGAUGGUUACCAGAAGACAUCCAAACGGAGCUACCACGGAUCUUCGGGCGCUGCUUCCGCCUCUUCAUACCAUCCCUAUCGGCGUUAAUGAGUAACCCUUUGUUUCUCAUGGUAGCCUGGUACCUGCGUUUGUGAACGGCUGGCUAGCGGUUCUCUUUUGACGUGGAGCUUUUUUCUUUCUUUUUUUACGAUCCUCCUUAAGUUAGUUCACUUAGAUUUUUGACUUUAUUAUAAUGACAUUUUUUGCCAAUCAUUACAGAACCGCGCAGCAGCUUAACAACUUUGUAAAAUAAUGAUGUAUCUUUUCUAUGAGCAAUCAUUGAGUUUUUAAAUGUCUUUUUUAUGGAAUCGCCUCUGUGAGAAUUAAUGAAUUAGUAUUUCUCUAAAUGAAAAUGCCUAUGCAUUUUUAAAUAUUAUCUCAAAGGUGUGAUUCCGUGUUAUUGUUAAGAAGUUAGCAUAGUUUUCUUAUUCAUGUACUUUCAAUUUGGGUCUGAACUAGUUCCAAAUUGUAGUUUUCACAUACAAUACGAAUUGCUUUCGUAAAAUAAGACAAAGUCGUAUUUUUAUAUGAUAUAUUUGAUUAAAAGCAUUUUAAUUAUAUCAGUUACAAAAGUCAAGAUAACAUCAGUGUUAUUUUCGAUUUAACCAGACGGUUUACAUAAAAUUACUCCUAAGUUAUUACGAUAUCGCGUCCAAUUAGAAUUACUGCAUUUAUAAACUUAUCCUUUGAACUAGACAAAAGACAUCGAAUUUUUCAUCUUGACAAUUUUGAUUUGAUGCGCUUUUCACAAUUCAGAAAAUAAAUGUCCAUGUAUUUAAAAAAAUACCUUCGCAAAAGAUACUACUGUUCAAUGACUAUGUAUUUUGUUUAUUUCAAAUAAAAUAACUUCUAUCUAUAAGUUUUCUUUAACUUUACAAUCAAGACUGAAUCCAUUCCUCUGAUGAAGCGAACCUCGUCGCGUAGUUGAAUAUUUUUUAAAAGAUAUUUAUUUUUGAGAUAAAGUUUAAAUCACAAUAUAUUUAUAGAAUCUAAUAUAAUAAAUACAUUCAGGUAAGUUCUAAUUUUAGAAACGUACAAUCGAUGUAAUUAAAUAUUUUUUUUACUAUGACUAAUGUACUGUACAUAAUAUUUUCAAAUCGAAAUAGUUAAGACGUAUAUCAUAAUGAUUUUAUAAUAUUAGGCCCUUAAAUUAAGCGGUACAUUUUAAAUAGCACAAGAUACGUAGUCUAACAAUUCUUUGUAUAAAUAAUAUAGUUGUCUUAUUUGCUAUAUUAACAAAUUAAUAUAAGUAAUAUCUGGCUUAGAUUUACAUUACUGUGUUUCGUAAUUAGCUAUACAAAAAUUACUUUGUAGAUUCACGACUUAAUAAAAUGUAUCAAGUCA